This is a messenger RNA of Hyposmocoma kahamanoa, 1265 nucleotides long. RefSeq names its product fibrous sheath CABYR-binding protein-like (gene Paip2). Lineage: Eukaryota; Metazoa; Arthropoda; Insecta; Lepidoptera; Cosmopterigidae. The transcript is spliced from 7 exons. The record is from RefSeq and is a predicted model, not a curated record. The coding region runs from base 1 to 852 and encodes 283 amino acids.
AUGCCGCCAAUAUAUUCUAAACCAAGUGCGGUGAUGCAACAGUUAGAAGAGGAAGCGCUCAUGGAGCAAUGUAUCGAGGCGAUGUUGGAAGACGAGCAGAGAGAACGGCAGCGUCCGCACAACGGGCACAACAAUCACCAUUUCCCCACAACGAGCAACGGUUCUGCGGGGGAAUUCUCCCUGGAAGAGGCGGUGUCGCGGUCGACCCUCAACCCGCUCGCGGCGGAGUUCGUGCCCAGUGGCAGGCCGCCACCUCCCACCACAGAAGAAAAGCAAGAAUCUCCACCGGAAGCGUCGGCGGAGCCAGUUCGGGCUGAAGAGGAGUCCAGUGCAUCCGAAGAACACAGUCAUAGCAAAACAGACGAGUCACAACCAACGGAGCCCCCCGAGGUGAGCGCGGCAGAUAUCGCCCCGAUCGAAAAGAGGCCCAAAGAGAAGAAGCCUGAAAAGAAACCAGAACUCAAAAAACCGGCCAAGCAAGAACCCAAGAAAAAGCCGCAGGUCGUUAAGUCGGAUACGAAAGUUCCGGCCAAAAAGAAAGAAGUGAAGGCAGUGAAAAGCGAAGUCAAAAUUGAAGACAAAAUCGAAGAGAUCACGACGGCUACCGCUGCCAUAGAUUCACCCAAGCUCCAACCAUCACCAGCGGAAGAAGCCUUACCAGCAGGCCCGAAACCCAUCAACUACGCGGCGGCGGCAAAAGCCAACAAACCGAAGAAGCCAUCCACCUCACCUGUAACAGAAAAGACCCCCCCGCCGGAAGUCAAAAAACUAUCACCGGAGGUCACCAUCAAGCCUAAAACCGAUAAAAAACAAAAAGAGAAACCGAUACAAAGAAAAAACUCAACCAAGUAAGGUGUUCUUUUUUAUCUCGUCUUUUGGAGUCAAAAUUUAUUUUCAGUGUGUACAAAGAUUUUUAUUAUAAAAUUUGCUUUUUUGUUUUCGCUACAAAACUGUAUUCAAGUUGAUUCGAAUUGGAAAUUCGCGCGCUGUAGUCGCGGCCAAGUUCUUUCAAAUUCCCGUCGCAUUUUGACGCAGGCAAUUUUGGCCCAGUUUUGUAGUAAGGACCGUUAUUAUUUUUAAUGUUGAGAUUCUGCGAUCAUGGGUUUAUUUCUAAUUUACGGAAUUUAUCUUUCUUUUCGUUGUACAUUUUCACGUUGUUAUAAUAAUUAUUAUAUUACUAGUGUUUUUUAUUUCAAUAAUUUGCGAGUAUUAAAGUACUCUGUUAUUUUAAAAUUAUAUUGCAAAGGCAAGACCAGUUAGACCCC